GCCACAGGUCCGCACAGAAAACCAGGAGCUCCAAGACUGCCGCACACUCAACAUCCAACUCGCGAGGCCGCGGGGACGGCCACAGAAGCCAAUCGGCUCCUGCUACAUCACAGACCCCGCCCUCAAACCUUGAGGAGCCCGCCCCACGCACUGCUGACCCGGAGCCAAAAGAACUGCGUGGCGUCCGAUUCUGGCGUCACUUCCCUUCCCGCGAUGGCGGCACAGGGAGCUGCUGCGGCGGUUGCAGCGGCGACUUCAGGGGUCGCGGGGGAGGGCGAGCCCGGGCCCGGGGAGAAUGCGGCCGCUGAGGGGACCGCCCCAUCCCCGGGCCGCGUCUCUCCGCCGACCCCGGCGCGCGGCGAGCCGGAAGUCACGGUGGAGAUCGGAGAAACGUACCUGUGCCGGCGACCGGAUAGCACCUGGCAUUCUGCUGAAGUGAUCCAGUCUCGAGUGAACGACCAGGAGGGCCGAGAGGAAUUCUAUGUACACUACGUGGGCUUUAACCGGCGGCUGGACGAGUGGGUAGACAAGAACCGGCUGGCGCUGACCAAGACAGUGAAGGAUGCUGUACAGAAGAACUCAGAGAAGUACCUGAGCGAGCUCGCAGAGCAGCCUGAGCGCAAGAUCACUCGCAACCAAAAGCGCAAGCAUGAUGAGAUCAACCAUGUGCAGAAGACUUAUGCAGAGAUGGACCCCACCACAGCAGCCUUGGAGAAGGAGCAUGAGGCGAUCACCAAGGUGAAGUAUGUGGACAAGAUCCACAUCGGGAACUACGAAAUUGAUGCCUGGUAUUUCUCACCAUUCCCCGAAGACUAUGGGAAACAGCCCAAGCUCUGGCUCUGCGAGUACUGCCUCAAGUACAUGAAAUAUGAGAAGAGCUACCGCUUCCACUUGGGUCAGUGCCAGUGGCGGCAGCCCCCCGGGAAAGAGAUCUACCGCAAGAGCAACAUCUCCGUGUACGAAGUUGAUGGCAAAGACCAUAAGAUUUACUGUCAGAACCUGUGUCUGCUGGCCAAGCUUUUCCUGGACCAUAAGACACUGUACUUUGACGUGGAGCCGUUCGUCUUUUACAUCCUGACUGAGGUGGACCGGCAGGGGGCCCACAUUGUUGGCUACUUCUCCAAGGAGAAGGAGUCCCCAGAUGGAAACAAUGUGGCCUGCAUCCUGACCUUGCCCCCCUACCAACGCCGCGGCUACGGGAAGUUCCUCAUCGCUUUCAGUUAUGAGCUCUCCAAGCUGGAGAGCACGGUCGGCUCCCCGGAGAAGCCGCUGUCUGACCUGGGCAAGCUCAGCUACCGCAGCUACUGGUCCUGGGUGCUGCUGGAGAUCCUGCGGGACUUCCGGGGCACACUGUCCAUCAAGGACCUCAGCCAGAUGACCAGUAUCACCCAAAAUGACAUCAUCAGUACCCUGCAAUCCCUCAAUAUGGUCAAGUACUGGAAGGGCCAGCACGUGAUCUGUGUCACACCCAAGCUGGUGGAGGAGCACCUCAAAAGUGCCCAGUAUAAGAAACCACCCAUCACAGGUGGGUGGGGGGCUGCUGUGUGUCGGGGGUGGUGGGGGAGUGUCAGUAUAUGGACUGGUAGGAGUCAAGGCCUCCUUAUUGCUGUCACAUGAUCCCAAACCAGUCAGACCAGCUCCCAGGAUGGAGCCCGGGGCAGGCCUCUCAUUCCUGGGCUUCCCUGCCCCUCCCCAGCACAGCCUGCCCUUUUGUUCUCACCUGGAGGAGGUGAAACUGGCCUGAGCCCAGAGCAGGGCAGCC
Molecule: messenger RNA, 1762 nt
Organism: Pan troglodytes (chimpanzee)
Lineage: Eukaryota; Metazoa; Chordata; Mammalia; Primates; Hominidae
Gene: KAT8
Product: lysine acetyltransferase 8
Exons: 10
Coding region: 214-1617 (467 amino acids)
Biological process (GO): regulation of DNA-templated transcription
Cellular component (GO): NSL complex; MSL complex; NuA4 histone acetyltransferase complex
Molecular function (GO): histone H4K16 acetyltransferase activity
Source: RefSeq, a predicted model, not a curated record